GGUGGGGCUUCAGAGGAGGAACCAGACCGACCAGCCGGGCUUGAGGCUGUGGACCUGGGUGGGGCUUGAGAGGAGGAACCAGACCGACCAGCCUGAAGAUGAAUGAUGUUCCACAGUGUAGACGUAGUGUCGAUGUUAGCGUAUCCCUCUCCUAGCGGCCGGAUCCAUAGCAGGAGCCUACCGGGGCAGAAAGACCUUCAAUAAACUGGACCAUAUUAUUCGUCAGAUUUACACACUCAACAAUGCAAUUGACCGUGUGCGAGCCCGCUGGUACGUCCUCGGCUGCGGCCAUGGACCCCGCCCAGCAGGCCGGCCCCCAGCAGGCCGGCCCCCAGCAGGGCUCCUGUAAGGCCCCGGAGUCUGGGGCUUCUCUGGACGACCUCACAACAGACACCAACAAUGAAUCCUCCUCCGAGGAAUCGGCAGGAGACGGGGAAGAACAGAUCAGAGAUGGUAAAGACAUCGUCAUCACCACCUCCAACACAGAAAGAGCGACCACGCGGCGGCCGGACUCCCUCUCGGUGGUGGCGGCGGGAGGCUCCGCCCUCUGGACCUGCCAGCGUGACGGCGAGGUGACGCUGAGGACGGGCGAGUCCGGCAUGGCCGCCGAGACGCCGCUCACCGUCAACCAGAUGUUCGCCGCCUCCGUGGAGCGUUUCCCCGACCUCAUGGCGCUCAGCUGGAAGGAGGGCGAGCAGCGGCAGAGCCUCACCUGGAGGGGGUACUACCAGAGCUGCCGCACGGCCGCACGCGCCUUCCUCAAGCUUGGCCUGGAGCGUUACCACGGCGUUGGCAUCCUGGGCUUCAACUCCGCUGAGUGGUUCAUCGCUGACAUCGGGGCCAUUUUGGCAGGUGGCUUCGGCGUUGGCAUCUACACCACCAACUCGGCCGAGGCCUGCCAGUACGUGGCGGACAACUGCAAGGCCAACGUCAUCGUGGUGGAGAACAACAAACAGCUGCAGAAGAUCUUACAGGUCCAGGAUCAGCUGCCCCACCUUAAGGCCAUCGUCCAAUACAAAGACGAGCUCAAGGAGAAGAGGCCAAACGUGUACACGUGGGCAGAGUUCAUGGCCCUGGGCCGCGAUGAGCCCGACACUCUGCUAGACAGCAUCAUCUCCAGUCAGAAGCCCAACCAGUGCUGCACCCUCAUCUACACCUCGGGAACCACGGGCCAGCCCAAAGGAGUCAUGCUGAGCCACGAUAACCUCACCUGGACGGCGGGUGCCACCUGCCGCCACGUGGGCCUGACGGACGCCACCCGGUCCCAGGAGGUGGUGGUCAGCUACCUGCCCCUCAGCCACAUCGCCGCCCAGAUGGUGGACAUCUGGGUCACCAUGAAGGUGGGCGGGGCCACCUACUUCGCCCAGCCGGAUGCGCUGAAGGGCUCGCUGGUGCUCACCCUGAAGGAGGUGCGACCCACGGCCUUCAUGGGCGUGCCGCGCGUCUGGGAGAAGAUGCAGGAGAAGAUGAAGUCGGUCGGGGCCAAGUCGUCCACCCUGACGCGGAAGGUCGCGUCCUGGGCCAAGGAGGUGGGCCUGCAGACCAACCUCAGCAAGAUGAACCAGACUGGAGCAGCCGGGCGUUCUCCACUCAACUACCGGCUGGCCAAGAAGCUGGUGUUCAAGAAGGUGCGCAAGGCGCUGGGCCUGGACCGCUGCCUGCGCUGCUACACGGGGGCGGCGCCCAUCACCAAGGACACGCUGCAGUUCUUCCUCAGCCUGGACGUGCCGCUCUACGAGCUGUACGGCAUGAGCGAGAGCUCGGGCCCUCACACCAUCUCUCUGCCCGACGCCUUCCGGCUCACCAGCUGUGGGAAGGAGAUUGAAGGCUGCAAAACGAAGAUCCACAACCCGGACUUGGAGGGCAUCGGGGAGAUCUGCUUCUGGGGGCGCCACCUGUUCAUGGGGUACCUGAACCAGUACGAGCGCACCGAGGAGGCGCUGGACGCAGAGGGCUGGCUGCACUCGGGCGACCUGGGGAAGCACGACGACAACGACUUCCUCUUCAUCACCGGGCGCAUCAAAGAGCUCAUCAUCACGGCCGGAGGGGAGAACAUCCCCCCGGUUCCCAUCGAGGACGCGGUGAAGGAGAUGGUGCCGCUGGUCAGCAACGCAAUGCUGAUCGGAGACAAGAGGAAGUUCCUGUCCAUGCUGCUCACCGUCAAGGGCCAGCUGAACGAGGAGACGGGCGUGCCGACCGACGAGCUGACGGCGGAGGCCGUGGAGGUGUGUCAGCGGCUGGGCAGCUCCGCCACGCGGGUUGUCCCGAGGUGUGCGGCCGGGCGCGACCGCGCCGUGCACGCCGCCAUUCAGGAGGGCUCAACCCGCGUCAACGAGCGCGCCGCCUCCAACGCCCAGCGGGUCCAGAAGUGGGUGGUGCUCGACCGAGACUUCUCCAUCAUCGGGGGCGAGCUCGGCCCUACGAUGAAGCUGAGGAGGCCAGUGGUGAUGAAGAUGUAUAUGGAACAGAUUGACAGUUUCUACAAAGAGGUGGCGACUCCCAGCACCCCCGACAACCCCCUGUCAAAAUAAGAGCCCCCCGUCACAGCCCACCAGCCCAAUAAGAGCCCCCCGUCACAGCCCACCAGCCCAAUAAGAGCCCCCCGUCACAAGCCCACCAGCCCAAAGAGGGAGCCCCCGUCACAGCCCACCAGCCCAAAGAGGGAGCCAGAGGCCACAGAAGGUGGAUCCCCCCCCACCCCGAAGGUUAUGAAGGAAAGAUCCACAAGCCAUAAAACCUAUGGGAUCUUUGUUGUUGCUUUGUUUUUGUGUUUAUUUUGAGUUAUCCAUAAGCUGAGGACAACUAUUUAUUUAUUAUUGUGGGGCGGUAAUAUCCUAUCGAUGAAGUAGUCACAGCUGUAUGUAAGAAUAUACAUUGUUUACUUUACUGUAACACUUGAUUUGCUUGAGUAUCCAAAAAAAGAAAAGUCUUGGUUUUUGUCCUUCAAAGCUUUACUCGCCAAAGUCCAAAACAAUCUUACAGAGGCAAAUAUGCUGAUGCAAAAGAUACCGUUUAAAAACCUAUUGAACAAAAGUUAAUUGACAAAUGUUUACAUGUUUAGUGUUAACUGGCCUUAAGCAGGAAGAGGGCGUUGUGAUACAGCACUGAGGAGAUAUAUCGUUGUUCUAUUUAUUGCUUCUGUCUUACUGUCGUCCUCAAGGCUCUGAAGAAGCAGAGCCAUGAAGUCUGUCCGUCAGGGAAUCAGUAACGGUUUGGCCAAUUCAGGACGUUUAACAAUGUAACUGUUGGCAUUCAGACUAUACCCUUAUAGUAAACCAUUGAGGCUACACACACACACAGUACACAGUCAGAACCAGCCAGCAGCCUGUGUCUUAUGUUUCAGAUAUGGGAUGUGUGUAUGCUGAUUUUCUGCACAUUGAUAUUCCAACCCUAUGGUGUGUGGUGUUCGAAAAGUCAUUUUAAUGAUUAUCAUUCUGUGUAAAAAAUGACUGUGAUUUGUUAGAUAUUGUAUAUAUGUUUUUUGUCUACAUACUCAGCCUUUUCUCAUGUUCUUGUUAAUUUGAUUGGGUUCAUGUGGAGUGAUCAUCAGCUUUAUGUUCCAGACCUGAUGCUCUGAAUCCUUUUAUGGUGCACAUAAGAAUAUUUAACGAAAACUGCGCAUUUGCGAUUCCUUGCUAAUGGCGCUGUACAUGGCUUUACUUUCUUUGUUAUUUCUUCCAAUUGGAAGCCAACUAGACUUGGAAACGACUACAAAAGUCCUAUAGAAAUAGUGCCGUUAUUUAUUCUGAGCAUGGCCACAUGAAGGCCGGAGCAGCGAGUCUAGCGAGGAGGAGACCCAGAGGGUAUGAGCCCCAGAGGGUAUGAGCCCCAGAGGGUAUGAGCCCCAGAGGGUAUGAGCCCCAGAGGGUAUGACGGCGACCCAAGCCGCAGGUAGUGAACUCUACGUCGGGCUCCAAACAUAUUGGACUCAUGGAGCUGGUUCAGCCCGAUCCUCUGGCAUUCUCAGAUCAGAACGUGCUUGUAGAUCUAUACCUGCUGCUCAGCUUGAAGAAACAUGCUGUAUGUGAACAAUGAAUUGCCGUACGCUAUAUAUAUAUAUAUAUAUAUAUUAAACGCAUCUCUCACCUAUGGA
Messenger RNA from Gadus morhua (Atlantic cod), 4093 nucleotides. RefSeq names its product acyl-CoA synthetase bubblegum family member 2 (gene acsbg2). The record is from RefSeq and is a predicted model, not a curated record. Lineage: Eukaryota; Metazoa; Chordata; Actinopteri; Gadiformes; Gadidae. Gene Ontology annotation, molecular function: long-chain fatty acid-CoA ligase activity. Gene Ontology annotation, cellular component: endoplasmic reticulum; membrane.